GUACAUUUUACAAUUCGUAGUUCGGUCUAUUUAGUUAGUGUCCGUACCGUACAAAACUUGAAUAAAUAGUUGAUUGAAGGUUGUUUUAGCAAAAGUUUACAAAAAUUAUUAUUCGUAAGCCCGCUUAGAAAAACUUUUAGCAGUAUGGGAGUACCAGCAUUUUUUCGCUGGUUAUCAAGAAAGUAUCCCUCUGUCAUUGUAGAAUGCGUGGAACAAAAGGCUACCGAUGAUGAAGGUAAUGUUCUCUACGAUGAUAUGUCUAAGCAAAAUCCCAAUAAAGUAGAGUUUGAUAACCUGUAUUUGGAUAUGAAUGGAAUCAUCCAUCCAUGUACACAUCCGGAAGACAAACCAGCUCCAAAGGACGAGGAUGAAAUGAUGGUAGCAAUAUUUGAAUGCAUUGACCGUCUGAUGAAUAUUGUUCGACCAAGAAAACUACUGUACAUGGCCAUUGACGGUGUAGCUCCACGGGCUAAAAUGAAUCAGCAGCGUUCCCGGCGUUUUCGAGCGUCUAAGGACACAGCAGAAAAAGCUGCGGAAAUUGCGAAAAUACGAGAAGAACUCACGAGUAAAGGAUGUAUUUUGCCUCCUGAAAAAGAAAAAGGAACUCAUUUUGAUUCUAACUGUAUUACGCCCGGCACUCCUUUUAUGGACAGGUUAAGUAAAUGCUUGCAAUACUACAUACAUGAUCGCAUGAAUAACAAUACAGGUUGGAAGGGACUUAAAAUAAUUUUGUCUGAUGCGAAUGUGCCAGGAGAAGGAGAACAUAAAAUUAUGGAUUACAUUCGGAAACAGCGAGCCCAGCCCGACCAUGAUCCUAACACCCAUCAUGUGCUGUGUGGGGCAGAUGCCGAUCUAAUUAUGCUGGGACUUGCUACUCAUGAAACACAUUUCACAAUUAUUAGAGAAGAAUUUCUGCCAUUUAAGGAACGCCCUUGCGAUAUUUGCCAGCAAAUGGGACAUGAAAUGAAGGAUUGUGCUGGAUUACAGUCCGAGCGUGACUUGAGCCGAUCACCACCCCCUCCAGGAAAAGAGACACAAUUUAUUUUUGUUCGAUUGAAUGUACUAAAGGAAUACCUUCAGAAAGAGCUGGAAAUGCCGAAUCUUCCGUUUACGUAUGACUUUGAGCGAGUAAUUGACGACUGGGUAUUCAUGUGUUUUUUUGUCGGAAAUGAUUUUCUACCCCAUUUACCCAGCUUGGAAAUUCGCGAGAAUGCAAUUGAUCGUUUAGUUACUCUGUACAAAAAAUGUGUUUAUAAAACUAAAGGUUACCUGACAGAUUCCGGCAGUGUCACGUUAGAUCGGGUAGAACUAAUUAUGACUGAUUUGGGAUACGCUGAGGAUGAAAUUUUCCGCAAUCGCAAAGUUUCCGAAGAUCGCUUUAAGGAACGAAACAAGCGCAUGAAAUUGCAGAAGGAACGUGAGCAGCGACCCAGUUUUAAUCAAAUCAAUAACUCUCAAUUUGCUCCCACGCCGUUAGGAAGAGGGAUCACACCUCAGGCGAUUGUUAAUCCACGACAGGAAGCAGCACAUUUUCGUAUGCAAGGUUCUAAUCAACAGCGUCAAAAUAAUGUUACUAGCGAUCAAAGCCACCGUGGACAAAAACGUAAAGCUGAAGAGCCUAUAAAUCGCGCAGCUGAAGAAGAGGAGGAGACUCCCGAUGAGGUUCGUCUUUGGGAAGACGGUUUUAAAGACCGUUACUAUGAGUCCAAAUUUGAUGUAAUGCCCAAUAACGUCAAGUUUCGACAGACUGUGGCUUGGGAGUACGUUCGUGGUCUGUGUUGGGUACUUAAAUAUUAUUACCAGGGUUGUGCAAGUUGGGAAUGGUACUUUCCAUACCAUUAUGCUCCGUUUGCAUCCGAUUUUAAAGGGCUUACCAACGUCAAUACACAUUUCGACAUCGGAACUCCAUUCAAACCAUUGCAGCAGUUAAUGGGAGUGUUUCCGGCGGCUAGUAGAAGUCAUGUACCAGCGCCGUUUGCCGAGCUGAUGGUCGAUCCAAAAUCACCGAUUAUUGAUUUUUAUCCUAUCGAUUUCCAUAUUGACUUAAAUGGGAAAAAGAUGGCCUGGCAAGGAGUGGCACUGUUGCCUUUCGUCGACGAAAAAAGAUUAUUCAAGGCAACUGAUCCAAGAGUGCCGCAGUUGACACUAGAAGAACGAUUACGGAAUGAAAACGGUUUGGCUAGGUUGUAUUUAUCGCCUGGCCCGGAAACGUACAAGCUGGUAAAAAACAUGUAUAGUGGUGAUGUCGACUAUGAGCGUGAAGUUCCCCUUCUGGUAGAUUGUGUUCAAUGUCUAAUAAUCCCAACCAAGGAGAAUGUGAAACCGGAUGGAGUGCUACCAUCGCCAAUUCCCGGUUUGCAUCCGGUGUGCGAGAACAGUGUAUUGACAGUCAAAUUUCUUGAUCCGAAAUAUGCCGAUGGAUUCGUUUUUCCCGCUCGAAAGUUAGAGGGAGCCCGCGAUCAGCCGAAGGUUUUGGGUGCAAACGAAGGGCCCGUGGUUGGAUUUGGCCCACGAACAGAUCGUGCUAGGUUGGGCAAUGCAGGCCAUAGAAUGAUGAAUCACUAUACCGGUGCUAACGACAGAGGCGGCGGGAUCGGACGAGGUGGAAAUAACAACUUCAACAGGGGCGGAAAUAAUGCCGUUGCCGGGAAUAGCAGGACAGGAGAAACCAGCUCGUUUGACGGUGGCAGCAACAAUUCGAACAGGAAUUCUGCAUAUCCUCCCAAUGUCAAUCGUAGUAGUGGCAGCGGAGGAAGCUCUGGUAUGAGCGUAUUCGAGCAGUUAAGUAGCCGAAUCAAUCAGUACCAGCAAGAGGUAAUGAGUGAGAUUUCACGAAAUGCGAAUAAUUCAGGCGUGAUGCUGCCAAACCCGUUUGCUAAUCAGAUUCGAUAUGAUUACAACUCAGCGAAUAAUUCUAACGGUGGUGGUUAUCGAAAUCGUGGUUACAAUCAUAGCCAACAGAGGGGUAGAAACACCCAUGGAAAUUUUCAUGGGGGUAAUCAAUUCCAACAGAGAAAUCAAGGGGGCGUAGGGGCUCAUAGAAACAAUAAUUUUAAUCAAGGAAGCGGGAAUAACAAUCGUUUUGGAUCAAAUAAUUCUAAUCGGUUUAACAACAGCAGACGAAAUUACUAGAUAUAGUUGUUCAACCACAAAAGAAUGCCAGUGAAUGAUUAGCAUAAAUACGAUGCUAUAAUUUCACAUAGUGCGUUUUUUCCGUUUUUAUAAGAAACCAACCUGCCGCUAAAUAUGCCCUAUAAGACAGUUUAGUACAUUGCAAUAAGUAGUAGUUUCACAAAAGUGGGACACAUUUAUCAGAAAAAAAAAACAAAUUUUCAGCUACAUUACAGUGACUCCUAAUAAAUGAAAGUUUAAUUAGAACUGCUAGAUAAUAUUGGCGAAUGUCAAAAUGAAUCAUGUUUACGCAUAAUUUACUUUGUGAAAAAAGAAUAAAGAAGCAAAAUUG
Molecule: messenger RNA, 3463 nt
Organism: Sabethes cyaneus
Lineage: Eukaryota; Metazoa; Arthropoda; Insecta; Diptera; Culicidae
Gene: Rat1
Product: 5'-3' exoribonuclease 2 homolog
Exons: 4
Coding region: 145-3132 (995 amino acids)
Biological process (GO): nuclear-transcribed mRNA catabolic process
Cellular component (GO): nucleus
Molecular function (GO): 5'-3' RNA exonuclease activity; RNA binding
Source: RefSeq, a predicted model, not a curated record